Argiope bruennichi is the source of this 1921-nucleotide messenger RNA. RefSeq names its product spermine synthase-like (gene Sms). NCBI's taxonomy places the organism in Eukaryota, Metazoa, Arthropoda, Arachnida, Araneae, Araneidae. Gene Ontology annotation, molecular function: spermine synthase activity. The transcript has 12 exons. Bases 244 to 1371 code for a protein of 375 amino acids. The record is from RefSeq and is a predicted model, not a curated record. Gene Ontology annotation, biological process: spermine biosynthetic process.
CUUAAUUCAGGGUCAUUAAUUUUCUGACAAGUUGAAGGUAAAAAGGAGGAACCAGCUAAUUGGAAAAUAUAUUUCCGAAUAAAUACUCCGUUGCAGAGAGGAAAAGUAAUCACUCAGCUCUAAGAUUCCCUUUGAAGUUUUAAUCUUUGCAACAUUUUGGUGGUCUUGUGCUUCUGGUGGAUAGGUCAUAUCCGAACGAGUGAUUGAUUUUUCCAGCUUUUUAAACCUAGUCUAACUGUCAAGAUGCUACUAGCAGCGAUUCGUGAGAGAUUUUCGAAAAUGAGGGAAGUGAGAACUUCUAUGAUUGAUUUACAGUUUGAUACCAACACUUUAACAGAUCCUGAAAAGCGUUCCAAUAUUGUGAAAAAUGUUGAAGAUAUUCUACAGUCUCAUUUUGUAAAACGAAAGUGUGAAGCAGCAUUUGGUGAAUCCUAUGUUGUUAACUUCAGUAAUGAAGAUGGAAGUUUGACUUGUACUUUUAAAAGUUACCCGUUUGGUUUGGUUACUUUAACAUUUGAAGAUUGUUUAGAAGGAGAUGCUGCAUUUACUAAUCCUAAAUUGGAAGAAAUAAGAAAGGAACUACACAGACAUUUUAAAGUCAAAGUGGAAAAAAUUCCUAUAAUAAAACGAGGAUCUGCUGUUCCUUUGUACUUCACAACUGCUGAUGAACGUAUUUUGGAAUAUGAUUUUAACAAAGUUGUUUUUCAAGAUGAAUCUCCAUAUCAGAAUAUCAAAAUUCUUCACUCUCCUACUCUUGGAAAUUGUUUAAUUUUAGAUGAUUUGCAAAAUCUUGCUGAAAGCGAUAUCAACUAUACUCAUGGUGUAAUGAAGUAUGGUUCUAUUUCGUAUGCUGGGAAAGAAGUUUUGAUCCUUGGAGGUGGAGAUGGAGGUUUACUGCACGAGUUGCUAAAAGAGAACCCCAAAUUUGUAACCAUGGUCGAUAUAGACCAAAUGGUUAUAGAUGCUUGUAGAAUUCACCUCAGAGGAUGUUGUGGAGAUUCCUUAGAUAAAUUAGAAGGUCCUAAUUACAAGGUUAUCAUUGAUGAUUGUUUGAAAAAACUUGAUGAAUAUAAAGAAACUGGAAAGAAGUUUGAUGUAAUUAUCAAUGACUUAACUGACAUUCCUAUCGCCACAUCACCACAAGGAGAAAUGUGGGAUUUUGUAAAGAAAAUCAUAAAUAAAUCCCUGGUUGUUCUACGAGAUGAUGGCAGCUAUCUGAAUCAUGCACUUGGUGAAAGUUGUGUAGAAGCAUUGAAAACUUAUGAAGCAAUGCUCUCAACUUUGCCAGUAAAAGUGACGUUUCAGAGACACUCUGCUUAUGUGCCAUCUUUCAUGGAAAACUGGGUGUUUUAUGAAAUCAAAAAAGUUUGACAGAGUGCCUGCUGUGUUUCAAGAGCAUGCUGUUUGCACAAACUUUCCUCCCCUAUUAGUACAUAUUACAAAAUUUCAUUUUUAGGCAUUGUUUUAUAGCAGUGGUUUAAAUAUAGAGUUCAAUUAUUUUUAAGGACUAAUUACUUUUUUUACCAUAUUCUUUAUGAAGUAUUUACAACAGUGAAGUCCAAUAUGGAUACUUUUUCUACUCAUUUGAUAUCUUUAAUAUCGGAAUCAUCUUUUUUCUCCAGAAUCACUCUUGAUUGAAACAUUGAGUUAUUUAGUUUUGAAUUGUGUAAUUUAAGAUCUUCAAUAAGAGUUGUUAAAGAAAAAAAAAUACUCUGCAUAAUUUAGCUUUAUAUAGUUCUAUUAAUAAACCAUUGGAAAAAAAUUUGGUUAAGGAAAGUAUGUAGCAUAUUGUCCAUGUUUGUAAACUUUUAAGAUCGAUGUUUUUUCGGCAAAAUGUCAUUCUGUUUUUCUACUAUAAGAAUUUUUUCUCCAAAAAUUAACAGAAUCUAUAUAUUAUUCCAAAGCACAUGGAAAAAUUCAU